AUGAAGGUGAUCGGUUUCUGGCCCCCCGAGUCGAAAACUGAGGAACGAUUGUUGAAUGGAGUUUUGGGUUAUACAAUAUACGUAGGAUGCCUCGCUUUGUGGAUAGAGUCGACCGAAAUAUAUCUAGGUAAAGGCGACUUUUAUGCCCUCACGUACACCGCUUGUAGCAGUAUGCCGGUAGUCACAAUUUUGUCGAAGGUAACCUUGUUUCUUCUUCAUCGAAAAGACCUGCUGAGUAUGUUGAAAUAUACAGAGGAAAAUUUUUGGAACGCCCAGUACGACGAGUACGGCAGCAAUAUUUUGGAAAGGAUUAACAAAAAGGCAAUAAUAUUAAUGUGCGCGUUUACGUUCUUCGUUCAAGGAACCGUUGCCACCUAUAUGCUGACUCCUCUAAUCGAAAAUAUAGGAAGAAACGAGACCGACAGAAUACUCCCGUUUUCUCUUUGGAUUGGAAUCCCGACAACCAUUUCGCCUAACUUUGAAAUACUAUUCGCUAUUCAGAUUACAGCGCUCAUUCACUGUGGCGUGUGCUUCUGUUGCUUCGACAAUCUCUUGGGUUUAUUGAACCUGCACACUGCAGGCCAGUUCAAAAUUCUGCAACACCGGUUGGGAAGCAUUCUCAAGAGGGUCGAACGGACCGAUACCGUAAGGUCACUCGACGAGAAACAGAGGCGGGGAGUAUACGAAAACCUCAGAGAGUGCGUCAAAUUGCAUCACGAGCUAAUCUGGUACAGUGAAAAAAUGGAACAAAUUUUCAUGUACACAACCCUUUGUCAGCUGUUGGUGUCCGGCGUCAUGCUUUGCGUCGCGGGCUUUCAGGUAUUUUUGGCCCGAGGUACUCUCGUCAGACGAAUGAUAUUCAUCGCUCAUACAAACGGCUGCUUCAUCCAGCUGUUCGUGAUCACGCUGACGGCGAACGAAUUAAUGGACGAGAGCCGAGCGGUCGGAGACGCGGCGUACAACGCCAACUGGCAGGUCUUGUCCCACGAGGAGAACAGGGCAGUCAGGAAAGCCAUUCUGAUGAUCAUGGUGCGAUCCGCACGUGCCUGCUCCAUAUCCGCUGGCGGUUUCUUCCCGGUGUCUCUCGAGACGUUUAUGGCGGUAUUGAGCACCGCGGCGUCCUACUUCACCUUGCUUCGCAAAUUUGUGGAGUGAGCGCUCAAAAGUAGGGAAUUCAAACUUACUAUAAAAAA
Messenger RNA from Wasmannia auropunctata (little fire ant), 1193 nucleotides. Its product is annotated as odorant receptor Or2-like. Gene Ontology annotation, biological process: sensory perception of smell; detection of chemical stimulus involved in sensory perception of smell. NCBI's taxonomy places the organism in Eukaryota, Metazoa, Arthropoda, Insecta, Hymenoptera, Formicidae. The record is from RefSeq and is a predicted model, not a curated record. Gene Ontology annotation, cellular component: plasma membrane. Bases 1 to 1155 code for a protein of 384 amino acids. The transcript is spliced from 6 exons. Gene Ontology annotation, molecular function: olfactory receptor activity; odorant binding.